CUGAAACUGAAAGCGUUAAAUGACAAGACAACCUCAGCGUACGAGCACAAUGUAUUUCCCUCAGAUCACGGCGAAUGAAGAGGGGGCCGGUGUUUUUCAGGAGGGUGUAGUUUCACAUUUCACAGGCAGCGGGAAGCAUUACGAGUGGCAGCUCUGCGUUGGUCAUCAGUGGCUGAGAAUAGACAACGACCAUGUGAUCGAGACUCACUACUGCCAGCCAGGAGCAAAGGGGAUCACAAUCAACACCAGCCACGGGCAGGUGUUCAUAGACUUCGAUACGCUACAGAGCCUUGAUGCGGCUCUGAAGGUGCAGAGGUUAAGCUUCCUGUCUCACGGCCAGACGGAGGACAUAGGCUGGUACUACAGAGACGACCAGCUGUGGUGUGAAUAUGGGUCCCAGGGCUCCGGCAGGUUGUCCUCAUCACUCAGCAGCGCAGACAUUGAACGUCACUUCACGCUGCAACCUCAGGGAACUCUCAGAUUCACAGUGGGCUCUACGAGCUACUCGCUUGACUUCUCCACCAUGACCCAAACGAACCUCACCACCGGCUUGCAGAGGAAUGUGCGCAGGCGUCCGAAAUUUACCUCCAGCACUGGAAGCGUACACUCCACCUCAGUCCCAGGUGAGUUCAUGGGAGACGAAGGGGAAUGGAUUGAAUACCAACCACAUGUAUGUUCACUCGACAGCGCUGCCAUCGAGACACAGCACCAGCUCAACCCUCAGGGCCAGCUGCACUUUAACGUCAACAACAGAUACUCAUACACGCUGGAUUUUUCAAGAAUGUGCCAAAUCAAUAACAAGAUCGGGACUAGAAGGGCAGUGAGGAGGAUUCAGCAAAACAGUUCAGGCACGGUGCCACGAUGGCAGUUCCAAGACGUCGAUGGAGUCUGGAAGGAUUAUUCUAAAGGGUUUCGUCAGUGCAGCUCUUCCAGUCAGGACAUUGAGCUCCAGUACCAGCUGAACCCAUCAGGCACCAUGACGUUUACCACCAACAACUUCAGCUACGAGAUAAACUUCACAGCCAUGACUCAGAGGAACCGGUCCACAAACACCACCAGACCGGUGAGAAGACUUAACCAGUGACGACAACAGAUUUAAAGGUCAGGGGUCCACUUCAUGUCGAUCACUGCCUGCCUCAGGUUAUAAACACACUGGACAGAGUUUUUUAAAUAUAAGAUAUAUAAAGAUCCCUCUA
Molecule: messenger RNA, 1196 nt
Organism: Mugil cephalus (flathead mullet)
Lineage: Eukaryota; Metazoa; Chordata; Actinopteri; Mugiliformes; Mugilidae
Molecular function (GO): zinc ion binding
Source: RefSeq, a predicted model, not a curated record